ACAGUCUGAAAGAUUCCUUCGUAUCGCGCGGUCAAUUAAUAUAACGAACUUUGAGAAUUACAUCGGGCAGCCCCCGGGGAUUAGCGCGACACUCGACAUCAACGUUUGUGAUUUAAUCCGCUGCCGUUUUCCGCCGUACUAGGCAUCCAUGAACCAGAGGUUAUCGGUGCGUACCAGUGCCGCAGCAGUAGUACGAUCUUGACGGAAACUACGACGUAGUAGUUGCCUGCGAAGCCAAGGAACUAACCAGUGCAAUCCGUGUCAGUCGUGUUCUUCUUAAAGUGUUCAAUCUGUUAACGUAGACCUGCAAGGUGAGCAGAGCCAGACGGGCAGAGGAUUUUGCAAUCACCGAAAUGACAUUAAAGAAUAUUGCGUACAAACCCAAGCCGCCUAUAGACAGCUCAUGACCAUUGUAGAAACAUAACUUGCAAGUGCGGCGGAUAAAACGCCCGUAAGAGAUCGCCAACCGCCAACUUCGGCUGAUCCAUCAAAAAGAAUAUCAACAAUCAGAGUCUAUCUAAAAAUCCAUCAAUUUAUUCAGAGCCGUCUACUAAAGAAAUAAUAAACGAUCAACAGCAUCCGUGAUGGCACUCGAUUUCGCUGCGGGAUGUCUUGGAGGAUGCGCCGGUGUACUGGUCGGUUAUCCGUUCGACACGGUGAAAGUUCAUCUUCAGACACAGGACUUCCGAAAUCCACUGUACAAGGGAACGUUAGAUUGUUUUCGCAAAAUCAUAGCCAGAGAAACAGUGCGCGGACUUUACCGAGGAAUGUCCAGCCCAAUGGCUGGCGUAGCAGUUGUCAACGCAAUAGUUUUCGGCGUCUAUGGGAACGUACAAAGAAGAACGUCCGACCCGGACUCACUGUACUCUCAUUUUCUGGCUGGCAAUGCAGCUGGUCUAACGCAAAGCUUCGUCUGCUCACCGAUGGAACUGGUUAAAACAAGACUGCAAUUGCAGGAUAAUCUUCCGAAAGGCGCAUUUAAAUUCAAAGGUCCAAUGGACUGCUUGAGAAGCAUUGCCAAAACCGAAGGAUUACGAGGAGUGUUUCGCGGUUUGGGAAUAACUGCAGCCAGAGAUAUGCCUGGGUUUUCAUCCUACUUUGUAUCGUACGAGCUGAUGGUUCGUUCGGUUGAUGAUCCUUCACCGUUUAGCAUACUGAUGGCGGGUGGAUUAGCCGGCACUAUUUCUUGGCUGUUUACAUUCCCCAUUGAUGUAGUUAAAUCUAGACUACAAGCUGAUGGCAUGAGUGGGAAACCUCAAUAUCUCGGAAUUAUGGACUGCUUACGGAAGAGCUAUGCCACCGAAGGCUUGUCUUUUCUGUCUCGAGGCUUAACAUCUACUUUGCUUCGAGCCUUCCCGAUGAAUGCCGUUUGUUUCCUGGUGGUUUCAAUGGUGAUGAAAAGCUUUAGCGAGACCAAUUUAAACUUAGAACUGAGCCCAGCAGAACCCCUGCUGAUGGUACAACAACCCGCCGGUGCCGUGAAGGUGACAGUGAACAAGCGCCAACACGAACUCCAUGAUGUGCAUCUUUUAAAUAUUAAGCAGAACACGUACCGUUUCCUAAGCUUUUUGGGUGCAUUCAGCGAAGCAGUUUGUUGUGCCGAAAUGAACGAACUCGCCCAUGACCUUCACUCCAACGAGGAUGGUGGAUAUUACUACUCUAAGCUGAAUGAAUACCUACAAAGUUCCGACCCAGAGUACUGCAGGAGAUUUCCAUUUGUAGAUUAGCUUUGUUAAAACGUUACGUAACAACUCAAACCACGUGAACUGUAUUGUUGAUAUAUAAAGUAAGUUUUAUUUAA
Molecule: messenger RNA, 1801 nt
Organism: Sabethes cyaneus
Lineage: Eukaryota; Metazoa; Arthropoda; Insecta; Diptera; Culicidae
Product: mitochondrial basic amino acids transporter
Exons: 4
Coding region: 585-1727 (380 amino acids)
Biological process (GO): mitochondrial L-ornithine transmembrane transport
Cellular component (GO): mitochondrion
Molecular function (GO): high-affinity L-arginine transmembrane transporter activity
Source: RefSeq, a predicted model, not a curated record